Messenger RNA from Engraulis encrasicolus (European anchovy), 3582 nucleotides. RefSeq names its product zinc finger DHHC-type palmitoyltransferase 12b (gene zdhhc12b). Gene Ontology annotation, molecular function: protein-cysteine S-palmitoyltransferase activity. Gene Ontology annotation, biological process: protein targeting to membrane; peptidyl-L-cysteine S-palmitoylation. The transcript has 5 exons. Lineage: Eukaryota; Metazoa; Chordata; Actinopteri; Clupeiformes; Engraulidae. Gene Ontology annotation, cellular component: endoplasmic reticulum; Golgi apparatus. Bases 441 to 1250 code for a protein of 269 amino acids. The record is from RefSeq and is a predicted model, not a curated record.
AGCUGAACAAUAAUAUAAACAAGCUUAUUAGAGCGAAAAAAUGAAGUGAACUACAGCUGGAGCACUGAUGAAAUUGUCAUCUCUGAUAUUUUGAGCAUUCCGUUAAGCAAAACGUCGAGCAGGGAGAGCUAUAACUAUAUCAAUUGGCCUGAGGGAAUGGUUUACUUCUUGAGUACUGGUACUGGUAUCUUCACUGGAGCGUUAGCCUGCUCGCUAAACUGGUUUCUCAAAAUGAUUUAUAUCACCAAAUCUAACGGUAGCUAAGUGGUUUUUACAUUUGGAUUGUGAUUUUGAUAUUUCAGCUAUGUUGCACAGUCCAUUAUGCAACAUGUGUCGAUUAUAAACGUUCGGAUGUUGCCUUGUUUGACAGCUCGUAAAUGUAACCCAACCCGUAAAUUGUUGGUGUCCAGUGGUUAAUGGUCUAAGUAUGCGAUGCUAGGAUGUUCAAAAAUGUGUUCGCGUCAGGAUUUCUUGUGAGGACCGCACACGUUAUUCUGACAUGGGUGAUAACGUUAAUUCUCUUUCUGCACGACACGGAGCUAAGAAAGCAAGAGGAGACAGGGCAACUUUUCAAGCCCGUGCUCUUCGUGACGCUGGUUCUGGUGUCGGUGCUUCUGUAUUUCGGGGUGUCACUCAUGGAUCCGGGGUUCGUGCUCUGUGACGACCGAGACGUCCAGUUCACCCUGGGCGUCACAGAAGAGCAACAGGGCAUGAUACCCCACACCCCAAAGUCUUUGAGGCUCCGUCGUUGUGGACAUUGCCUUUUGGAGCAACCAAUGAGGUCUAAGCACUGCCAGACAUGCCAACACUGCGUGCGCCGCUACGACCACCACUGCCCCUGGAUCGAGAACUGCGUUGGGGAGAAGAACCACCGCUGGUUCGUGCUCUACCUAGCUAUCCAACUCAUCGUCCUCGUCUGGGCUUUCCACAUGGCCUGGUCGGGCUUCACGCAGGCGUCCACGUGGCAGCUGUGGCUGCGCACCAACGGCGUGCUGCUGGGGGCAGCGACCCUGGUGGCCGUGCUCUCCCUGACCGUGCUGCUCCUGCUGGGCUCCCACCUCUACCUGGUCUCCCUCAACACCACCACCUGGGAGUUCAUGUCGCGCAGCCGCAUCUCCUACCUCAAGCACUGCGGCGCAGACGAGAACCCCUUCGACCGCGGCACGCUGCGCAACCUCUGGAGCUUCUUCUGUGUCUGGGGCACCGUGGUGUGGGAGAAGGUCUACUUCCGCGAGGACAACCCCAUAUGAUGGAGAUGGUUUUUUUUUUCAUUUUCCCAGUCUCUACUUACGUAGAGAUGUGUUUGGAGAUGUUUCCACCUCUGAGAUCUGUAUGAGGGAGAUGUUUCCACCUAACCGUUCUCUCAAACAGGAUGGCGACAUCUCUUGAAGCUUGGUCCAGAAUCCCUCGUUCAUUCCUUUCCUGUCUCUGCGCGUGAGGGACUGUGGUGUGGGAGAGGAAGUCUACUUGUGGGAGGAUGACGUCAUAUCAUUCAUGUUAUGUAAAUGUUUAUUUGACGCUUGGACAAAGCAAUUGCAUUGGGCAGACCAGGGGUGCGUUUCUCGACAACAUCAUUGCUAACUAAGUUAGCUAGUUUUGUUUUUUUUGUCGUAGAAGCCGAAUGCAUUUUUGCAAAACUCUGUUUUCAAAAAAUAUCUCAUUUAGGGGGCUGAAACGUACCUGGAACAAUGGAGUUUUUAUUUUUAACCACAUGCUGUGUUUACACGUAAACGGAUUGAAAAAUGUCCGCCUUUUACAAUAUCCGCAUAUGUGUAACCAGCACCUUAGAGAUGUAAACCCAUCUCUUGAAGCUUAGUCCAGAAAUCCUUUAAUUCCUUCCCUCUUCUUUUCCCAUGACUUGUGGAAGAUUCUUCUGUCUUUAUUACAGUGUGAACCUAUUGAGUCAUAGGGAGCAAUCGAGCAGAUUUGAAAGAGUAAUGCACUUCAUGGCAGCUCCAUAAUGCACUUGAUGGUUGCACUUUGUUAAAUUUCAAAAGUGGUUGCUUUUGAUGGAUUGUUAUUUAUUCUGGCGAUUGGAAAGCAUAUAAGGUUGGAUUUGGUCCAGAAAAACAGAAUGGAUGUCUGUGAUGAAGGACCAAAUGCAGUCACUGCAGAGAGUACUGAAAGCAUUUAAUGUGAUCAAACUGAGAUGCCCCACAAGGCAUUUAAAUAAACCCUUCUUCGGCACUGCUCUGUAUAUUACAGAUUAUUAUGGUGUGAAUACAGUGUGUAUACCAAUAUUAGUCCAGAAUCAUGUCCUUGAACCAUUUGUGUGUGAAUUAUGUCUUUUCUGGCUUUUUCAGAAUUGGCUCAUAACUGUUAGAUUACCUGUACAACGUGAAGUAAAGAAGCUAGUUUUCUCAACAUAAGCUCAAAGCUGCCUUGCAUGGACGAACAGGGUCCUGAUCAAUUUCUAGCCAGCAGGUCAGCUGUAAAAACAACUGUACACUUCAACUGCAAAAGGCAACGACUUUUCUUACCAUUCAACAUGUAUGCCUUCCUAUAUACUCUUACAUCUUUGAAGACAUUUCACAGUAGUAUAUUUUUUGAUGAGAAUUUGUGUAGUGUGAUGACUUCUUGGUGAGAUUAAUAACAAUCAAUUUACAGACCAAAAUGAAUGGACUAUAGCUUAAUCGAUCAAACUCACUCUAGUUGUUUAUGCAUAUCCGUGUGUUGGAGACUAUGCUUCCGACUUAGCAAGCAUGAUGCCACAUAUACCAGCCUAGCUACAGUAGAUUGUGCAUGUAGAGUAGAACACAGCUAUGGGUCCAUUCCAUUAAACUAACUCCCGUCCUCGACCUGUGCUUGACCUCCUCAUUCCAUAUCCCGAUUGCAAAUAAGUACAUGACCUUUGAAUUGCACUUUUGCAAGAUAUGGAUUUGAAUUCAACUUCAUCAUGGGGCCACAAACACAAGGGAGGACGGGAGUUGGGAUAAUGGGAAGGACCCUAUGUGUGCAAAUCAAUAAUUCCUCCAAAUUCAUGCCCUUUCCUUGCUCCUCUGUCCUCAUAUCUCGUGGUCAACCAGGGUAACAGUCUUUUUAUAUUGGACAUUUGUUAAACAUUCAAAAUACAAACGCGAUGCAUCUGGGGAAAAAAUACCCACGUUGUGACACGUUAUGUGGACAUAUGUCUCUUUCAAAGUUGAUUUCACAAGGAUUAUUUUUUAGAUGCAUCACAUCUGUACCGGAGUGUUCAAUAUAAAAGAGACUUCACUCGAGCCGACAGCGAGAUAUGGGUUCUGAGAACAGGGCAGCGUCGGAGGAUGUGAGUUUGGGAAAAUGAAAUGCAGUCUAUUUGUGUGUUGUGUCCUCAUGAGGAUGGAGUGAAGUUUCCUUCUGUGCAAUGUUAAUGACAUUUAGAGAGUGAGAGCAAUAAUUGCAAUGUUGUUUUCAAUCCUGUUUUUUGCCGUUUGCGUAACUUUAGAGAAUUUGCACAGUGUUUUUGCAUCAUGGAUAUUUGUGUUUGCUAUACAGUUAAAGUUUGUCUUUAUGCAAUAUUUACAUUGUGACAUGCAAUAUGUACAUUUUUUUUAAACACAUUUUGCAUUUUCAGUAUUAAUAAACUGAACAUGUAUUGGUCAA